AUGUUACCACGUUCAGCAUUAGCACGCUCAUUGCAACUACAGCGUGGAGUGGCCGCUAGAUUCUACUCUGAGGGGUCCACCGGGACGCCAAGAGGGUCCGGUUCAGAGGACUCCUUUGUCAAGAGAGAAAGAGCCACAGAGGACUACUUUGUCAGACAGCGUGAGAAGGAGCAAUUGCGCAAUUUGAAGGACCAGCUGGAAAAGCAACGAAAGAAGAUCGACUCUUUGGAGAACAAGAUUGACUCGAUGACUAAAUGA
Molecule: messenger RNA, 258 nt
Organism: Saccharomyces eubayanus
Lineage: Eukaryota; Fungi; Ascomycota; Saccharomycetes; Saccharomycetales; Saccharomycetaceae
Gene: INH1
Product: ATPase inhibitor
Exons: 1
Coding region: 1-258 (85 amino acids)
Biological process (GO): negative regulation of ATP-dependent activity
Cellular component (GO): mitochondrion
Molecular function (GO): ATPase inhibitor activity
Source: RefSeq, a predicted model, not a curated record